UUUAUGGUUGUGAACAAAGGCCACAAUUUCACGGUUGAAAGUUGAAACUUUUUCGCAAUCUUCAACAUCAAUUUUAACGUUUUUCAUUCUCAUUCAUUCAAGUUUCAGGACUUUCAAGGCAAGUUAUGCAACUAUUCUUAUAUUUUAGCUGUUGAGGUAUUGGGAUACUUUUAAUUUCUGCAAGGAAAUCUUCCUUUCGGUCAUUAUGCAUGUCUGGCCCUGUGGCCAUAGUUGCUGAUCAUUUGGAUGGAGGAGCAGUUUCUUGUGCUGACAGAACCAAAUCUCUUGAUGCCAUUUCCGAAUCGGAUCACUUAUCUAUAUGGACGAAUGGUGAAGCUGAUCAUUCCUCUGAAAUCGUUGGGUUUCGAGUUGGAGAACUCUUGCUUCCUAAUGGAGAAACAUAUUGUGGUUCACUUCUUGGCAAUAUGCCCGAGGGCCAUGGUGUGUAUGUCUGAUCCGAUGGAUGCGUCUACGAGGGCGAAUGGAGACGGGGUAUGAGAAAUGGUAUUGGGAAAAUUAGAUGGCCUUCUGGAGCAGUGUAUGAGGGUGAAUUCUCUGGUGGAUAUGUCCAUGGUACCGGAACAUAUAUUGGUUCGGAUAAGUUGACCUAUAAAGGGCGGUGGAGAUUGAAUCUUAAGCACGGUCUUGGUUACCAAGUUUAUCCGGAUGGAGAUAUCUUUGAAGGCUCUUGGAUAAGAGGAACACCAGAGGGGCCUGGGAAGUAUACAUGGGCAAAUGGGAAUGUAUAUUUGGGGAAUAUGAAAGGCGGGACGAUGUUGGGGAAAGGUACUCUAACAUGGAUAACCGGGGAUUCAUUUGAAGGAAAUUGGUUGAAUGGCAUGAUGCAUGGGUUUGGAGUAUACACCUGGAGUGAUGGAGGCUGCUAUGUUGGGACUUGGUCACUCGGUCUAAAAGAUGGUAAAGGAACUUUUUAUCCUAAAGGCAGCGGUCUUCCAUCCGUACAAGAAAUCUACCUCAAAGCUUUGCGGAAAAGAGGGCUUUUGCCGGAUUUGAGAAAGCAGAGCCAGGUUGGAGAUGUCAAGCUUCGUGAGAAUCAGAGAUCCAGUCGUGUUUCGUCUCAUAAACUUGCAAAGGGAAACCUGUUAAAUCUGGACCAGUCUAGUAGAACAAAUGUUUCUCUUGAAAGGCGUUGGAGUCUUGAGGUAUCAAUUGAGAAAGUGAUUGGACAUGAUUCUGCAUUCGAUAUAAACAAAGAGGUUAAUUCGAAGAUCCCAAUCUUGGAACGAGAGUACAUGCAAGGCGUAUUAAUAAGUGAAGUAGUGUUGAAUGAUAUGUUUACAUCCAUGUCUAGAAGGGCUAGGCGUCGACAAAGAAAGCUUGCAAGAGAGAUAAAAAGACCUGGUGAAGCAAUCAUCAAAGGUCACAGGAGUUAUGAUCUGAUGCUCAGUCUGCAACUUGGAAUAAGGUAUACUGUGGGCAAGAUUACGCCUGUAAAGAGUAGAGAAGUGCGAGCAUCGGAUUUUGGUAGCAAAGCAAGCUUUUGGAUGAAUUUCCCAAAAGAAGGUUCUCAAUUAACCCCUCCGCAUCAGUCAGAUGAUUUUAGAUGGAAAGAUUACUGCCCAAUGGUGUUUAGAAAUUUAAGAGAGUUGUUCAAGAUUGAUGCUGCUGAUUACAUGAUGUCCAUCUGUGGAAAUGAUGCUCUGAGGGAACUAUCUUCUCCGGGGAAAAGUGGUAGUGUCUUUUUCCUAUCUCAGGAUGAUCGUUUCAUGAUCAAGACGCUGCGGAGAUCUGAAGUCAAGGUUCUUCUAAGAAUGCUUCCAGACUAUCAUCAUCAUGUGAAGUCAUAUGAAAAUACACUCAUUACAAAAUUUUUUGGCCUGCACAGAAUUAAACCUUCAAGUGGUCAAAAGUUUCGCUUUGUUGUAAUGGGAAAUAUGUUCUGCACAGAAUUAAGGAUUCAUAGGAGAUUUGAUUUGAAAGGUUCUUCCCUUGGACGGUCAUCAGACAAGAUAGAAAUUGAUGAGAAUACCACUCUUAAAGAUUUAGAUUUGAACUACUGCUUCUACUUGGAACCAUCUUGGAGGGAGUCUUUACUAAAGCAGAUUGAAAUAGACAGCAGGUUUUUGGAAGCACAGCACAUUAUGGAUUACAGCCUCCUUCUAGGGGUUCAUUAUCGAGCUCCCGAGCAGCUGCGCCCACUCACGUCAUACAGCCACCGGAUGAGUGUGGACGGAUUGUCAAUGCUUGCGGAGGAAGACGCUUUGGAGGACGAAGUAUAUAACUAUCCACAAGGCCUUGUUCUUGUUCCUCGAGGAUCAGAUCAUGACAGCGUCGUUGUAGGCUCGCACAUUAGAGGUAGCAGGUUAAGAGCUUCAUCUGCUAAUGAUGAGGAGGUAGAUCUUCUUCUACCUGGUACAGCAAGGCUCCAAAUCCAGCUUGGUGUGAACAUGCCCUCGAGGGCAGAGCAGAUUCCAGGAAAACAGGACAAACAAAUGUUCCAUGAGGUAUAUGACGUUGUACUGUACCUCGGUAUCAUCGACAUACUGCAAGACUACAACAUGACUAAGAAGAUUGAACAUGCCUAUAAAUCUCUUCAGUUUGAUUCAUUAUCUAUCUCGGCCGUCGACCCUACAUUCUACUCGCGUCGCUUCCUGGAAUUUAUUCAGAAAGUGUUCCCGCAAAACUCGGUUUCAGGUUAAAAGCUUUUGAGAUUAAACUCAAAUUCAGAAGUGUGAACAUUAUCACCCUUUAUUCGGUAGGUGGCAAGUAAGUGUCAUCAUAAUCUGGUAUUGUAAUCUGUAUAUGAUCUAAGGUAGACUACGUCAAAUCAUUGCUUUUGGAUGUUUAAUCAUUAAAGGUGGGUGAUAUAAAGUUAGAGAAAUGUUAGAGGACCAUUAAAAUAUGGAAAAGUAUAAGUAACCAAAAGCUUAUAAAUCUUUUAAAAUUAUAUUAAUUUAUAUUAAUAAUUAAUUAACUUUAAAUUUUUUAAAUUUAAAAUUUAAAAAAUUUUAAAUUGAUUAAAAAAACCUAAUUAAAACCUAUAAAAACCUUCAUCUUUUUCCUCACAUUAACCUAUCCACCUCCAACAAUCACACACAUAGACCCCUCUCUCUCACCGUCAGACCCUCUCCGUCUCUCCACCGUGAUCCACUCCUCUUCUAUCACCGACAUCUGGCUCGUCGAAUUCGCCACCGUAAGGAGAUGUUGUGGAACGUAAGGAAUGGAUAAUCAUGGUAGAAGAGUGUGAUUUUUAGAUAUAUCAUAUGACGUAGCAUGGAUACUAUUGAUGGUUAUUGCUGAAGGGAGACUGUGGCGUUCAAGGUUUUAUGUGAAGCAUUACAUGUUUGGUGAUAAGUAGAAUGCAAUGCGACUUCAAGUGAGAAGGGGCUGGAAUCCAUGUGUACUGGGUUUUGUUUUUAUUAGGGUCUAGGGAUAGUUAUUAUAUUAGUAGUUAAAGGAUAUGGAUGUUGACAAUGAUAUGGGAGGUUGUAUUCAUAUUUCUUUUGGUUCUUUAUGUUCUUCUAGGAGUUUCUUGACUGUUAUGAUCUAGUUCUCUUCAUUGAAUGCGUCCCUUUUGUGUUUGGACACACUCUUUUUUAGGAUUUCAUCACAUUGUAUGAAGAGAUUCUACCUUGUACACA
Molecule: messenger RNA, 3602 nt
Organism: Arachis duranensis
Lineage: Eukaryota; Viridiplantae; Streptophyta; Magnoliopsida; Fabales; Fabaceae
Product: phosphatidylinositol 4-phosphate 5-kinase 9-like
Exons: 9
Coding region: 495-2660 (721 amino acids)
Biological process (GO): phosphatidylinositol metabolic process
Molecular function (GO): 1-phosphatidylinositol-4-phosphate 5-kinase activity; ATP binding
Source: RefSeq, a predicted model, not a curated record